This is a messenger RNA of Macrosiphum euphorbiae (potato aphid), 975 nucleotides long. Lineage: Eukaryota; Metazoa; Arthropoda; Insecta; Hemiptera; Aphididae. The record is from the annotation of a GenBank genome assembly.
AUGGAUCAAGAAGGUAAUAAUGGUAGAAGGAGGAGCUCUAGGUUGGCAGCAAGGGGAAUAGUGACUACGCCAAAAGCAGAAAUUAUUGUAAAAAAGACAGUAAAGAGUUCUGAAAAACCGAAACGAUCAAAACGUAAGACAACUGAAGAAACUAUUGAAUUGCCCGAAGCUAAAAAAACUAAAACUGAAGAUAAAACAUCUUCUGACGUGAUUGAUAACCCAGAAGAAAAUAAAACUAACAAUGUUGAUGAAAAUGAUGUCUCUGGAAUUUCACCAAUGGAUGUUGACAAUGUUGAAGAAACUAAAGUGUCACCACCAUCUGGUGUAGAGAAAAAAGAUUUGAAAACAGUUGAAGAAAAGACUGAUGUGCCGCUUGAAGAUUCCAUAGAUCAAGAAGCAGUUGAAAAACUUCCGGUCACUAACGAUGAUAAAGAAAUGGAUACUAAAUCAGUUGAUGAAACUGAAGAUGAAAAAUCUGAAACUACAGAAGAGCUUAUUAAAGUUAAAGAUCCUGAAAUAAUCGAACAGCCAAAGAAUGAUACAUCUCAAGAUGAGGCUAAACAAGGACCAGUAGCUUUGGAAAAAACCAAUGGAAAAAGUGAAGAAAAAGAAAAAAUUGAGCCAGUAGAAGAAAUUGUAAACGAUAUUGGAUUUUGUGUAGCAACUAAAGAUGUUGUCACACCAAAUGGUGAUACUGAUGAACAAGUGAAGUCUAAUGGUGAUGAAUCUAUCACGGAAAUGGAUGCGAAAGAACCUGUUAAAGCUCUCCAUGGUGAAACUAACCAUGUUGAAGAAACAGAUUCAAAAGCUGUAACUGCUACCACUGCCAUCACCACCAAUAAGGAUGCACCAAUUGUUGAUCAAGUUGAAAAAGAGCUAGGUAAAGCUGCCGACAAUGUUGUUGAUAAUAAUAUUAGCGCAUCAGCUGAUGACAAUGCACCAAAAGUGGACCAGUUAUCAACAGUUGUGUCCUAA